AUCUGUCUGGAGGAGAUGAGAGACGACAAGGGUCGACUGUUCGUCGUUAGCCAUCCGUACGUUGUAGGUCGUGAAAGAAUCAGUCACUUAUAGUGUGAUAUGAUUUUAUAGUCAAAUUCGUUUUCGCUCCGUCACGGUCAAUGUUUAUGGAUUGCCAGAAGCUGGUGUGUCUUUGAACGGACUUACAGGUAAAGGUACGAAAAUGCCAUUGCAUGGGAAGAUAGUCGUGAUAAAGAGGAGUGGGGGAGAUGGGACCGAGUUUCCUCUUACUGCAACAUGUUUAUUUGGCAGGAAGCCUGACUGCGAUAUUCGUAUUCAGCUUCCUCAAGUCUCCAAGGAGCACUGCAGAAUUGACUUGAAUGAGAAUAAAGAGGUCAUUCUGACAAAUUUGAGCUCAGUGAAUCCAACCCGUGUCAACGGAGAGGCUCUGCAGCAGUGUGAGCGUUUGAAGCAUGGAGAUGUGAUAACAAUUAUUGACCGUUCUUUCAGGUUUGAGUACCCUCCAGCACCCACACCAAAGAAGAGGUCUUCUGUAGGAGGCAAAACUGAAACCCUCAAAGUUCUGCAAGAUCAGCAAGUGACCGAUACUGUCACUGUUGAAACAGGAGAAAAGAGGAUCUCUGAAGUGUUCUCAGGUGAGAUUAUGGAACUAAUCAUGGACAACAUCCAACGAUCCCUGGAGAAAACUGCAGAGGUGGAAUCUAAGGAAGAUAGUAGCCUGCUGCAAAGCAAGACCACCUCCCCCUUCAAUGAUCUGUAUCAAAUGAUCAAAAAGUCGCUGGAUGUUAAGACCCCACGGAAAUCUUCUGCCAGUGUACUUCAAACACCCAGCUCAAGGUUUUGCACCCCAAAACCUGGUUCAGUCAGGAAAAAUGAUGGAAAACCUGCCAUUUCCACAGAAGACAAAAGCACACCAAAGAAGGCUGAAGCUAAAGUCUUUACUGGAGCUGAUGAAACCAAGGGGGAAAUUGAGGGUGUUGGUAAUGGGACCCCAAAGUCUGUUAAGAAGCAGAGGAAGUCCUUCCAGGUUCCUCCUGAGAUGGCUGGACCUGCAGCUGAACAUGCAUCGGAGUCUGAAGCAGCUUCACCUCAGAAGAGAAACCGUACACCCCCCCAGAGGUUUACUGUGUGUGAGGUUAUUGAGCAAGUUUCUGCUCAAACACCAAAGUCACCAACGAGAAGAAAGAGCAAGGAGGUCACACCAGUAAAAUCUGCUGUGACAAAGGAACAAGAAGAGCAAGCAAUGACUCCCAAAACGGCACAUCAUCAAAAGGCAUCACCAAGGAGCUCCGGGAGAGCUGAAAAAGUGAAAGAGAUGUCCAAAAAACGCAAAAGUGGAGAACUUGCGGCUGACUUGCCCACAUCACAAAUUAAGAAGAAACGCGUUUCCUUUGGAGGGUACCUGGCCCCAGAGUUAUUUGACAAACGACUGCCUCCUGACUCUCCAUUACGUAAGGGGGCCACUCCCAGAAGAAGCUUGUGUCUGUCAAAACCCAGCCAACAGUCACUCCUUAGACGAGCAUCAGUCAGUGGAUUCCUAAAGGAGUUUGAACAAGAUAGCCCCAGUGUGCUAAGUCCUGCAAAAAAGAGGACUCCAUCACCUAAAAAGUCAUCAAGUUCCAAGAAUGCGUCUCCUAAGACCCCAACGCCUGGAAAGAAGACUCCAAAAUCCAACACGCCAUCUCCCAAGGCAGCAUCUCCUGGAAAGAAGACUCCAAAAUCCAAGACACCAUCUCCCAAGGCAACAUCUCCUGCAAAGAAGACUCCAAAAUCCAAGACACCAUCUCCCAAGGCAACAUCUCCUGCAAAGAAGACUCCAAAAUCCAAGACACCAUCUCCCAAGGCAACAUCUCCUGCAAAGAAGUCACUGAAAUCUACAUCUCCUUCUCCAAAGGCAGCAUCUCCUGGAAAGAAAUCUCCAAGAUCCAAGACUCCAUCUCCUGCAAGGGGAAGGUCUCCCUCAAGUAAAAUGGAAACUCAGAAAACCAGUGAACAGCCUAGAACCCAACGCAGGUCUAUAACCCCAGGUCAAAUGGCUUGCAAAGAAACACCCAAAGGUGAUGUAACACCUGCUAAAACCCCUUUUGAUUUAACAGUCAGGACCCCCACAGUGCAAGGUCGCUUCUCUGUGUCACGCAUCAGCACUCCAUCUCCAGUUGCAGAAGAUGCUGUUCCUGAGCAGAUGGCUUUACUUACUGUUACCCCUAAAAUACCUCUGAAGAGGAAGAGCAUGAAGAGUGCCUCACGGAAGACUCCAAGUGUGGCCAAGAGCGCUGUGAAAAUAAUGCGCAGAAGUGGCAUUUCACGGGCAUCUAUGAAAGUCAAAAAUUCCUGGGCAGAAAUUGUGAAAUUUGGUAAACCCAAGGCUCAAGUGGCUGCUCCAGCUCCGAAUAUGGUCACCAAAAAGACUAUGAAGAAGGUGGUGUCCAAACCACAGACACCUGCAAGAAACAUCAAGGGCCAUGUCAGCACUGGACAUGCAAAUUCACCUGUUACCAUUGUUUUGGGCAGAGCUCAAAAACAAAAGGUUGUAUAUUCAACUGGUGCUGCACCAAGAGUGGUCACCAAUACCACAGUCUUCAAAAAGGACAUGAAAAUGGAUGAGGACCUGACUGGAAUUUCUGAAAUGUUUAAAACCCCUGUAAAUGAAAGGAAGAGGAGAUCUGUCAUCAAUGACAACAAUACCACCAAGACACCAGUGGCAGUUCUGGGCAUGUCUGUGGUUGAACCAUCACUUUUAAACACACCAGAGGAGCCAGGAGAAAUGAUUGUCUCUCCACUGAGUAUGGAAUCAACAGUGAAAGGCAGAAGAUACAACAGUGAAGCAGUACAACGCCUUCUUAAUGGAGAUCAAGAAUCUAGCUUCAUCAGUGAGAUCCCUGCCAUUGAGAUUCACUCUGAUGAACCUAGUGAACAGCAGUGCACAGACGUGAAGACAACCCCUGUUGCAACUCCCAAGCAGAAGCCAGAACAACUGGAGUGUCUCACUGGAGUGAAGAGGAUCAUGAAGACGCCAAGACAGAAAGCUGAACCCAUUGAGGACUUGAGAGGGAAACUUCUGAAAACUCCCAAACAGAAGCCUGAACAACAAGAGUGCCUCUCUGGAAUUAAGAGGAUCAUGAAGACUCCAAGACAGAAGGCUGAACCUGUUGAGGACAUCAGAGGAAAUAUUCUGGCAACUCCCAAGCAGAAGCCUGAGCAACAAGAGUGCCUUACAGGAGUUCAAAGAAUUUUUAAGACCCCACAACAGGAAGUUGAACCUCUUGAAGACAUUCAAGAAAAACUUCUGAAGACCCCCAAAGCUCGAGAGGCUGGCAACAAGAGUCUGGAUGGUGUCAAGGAACUUCAGAAGACACCAGUGCACACACAAGAAACUGAAGACGUAUCUGAAAUGACAGACAUGAAAACUCCAAACCUGAAGAGCUCCCCAUUGGUGUGUCUCACGGGGGUCAAGAGAAUAAUGAAGACACCCAAGGAAAAAAGUGCCCCAGUUGAAGAUAUGGUCGGUGUGAAGAGGCUCAUGAAAACCCCCAGAGAGAAAGCUGAACCUGUUGCGGACAACUUCUGUAUCAAGAGACUCAUGAAGUCACCAAGGCUGAGGGGUAAUGCUCCAGUGGAAGACUUUGAGGGACUUCAAGAGCUCAUGGAGGAGCCACUGACUGAUACCUCAGGACAACUGGAAACAAAUAAGGUUGAAGAUCAAACACCUAUGGACUGUGGUGAAGACAUAUCAAAAGAACUAAACUUUGCCCACGAGACAGCACAGGACAAUAGGGCGUCAGAUGUGAUUGAUAAUAUUCCCCAUGUUGACAAAGCAAACGAAGCAGAUGUGAAUGAAGUUGUUGUUCAUAAUGACAUCGAGGAGGUAUCAAGUGGACACAAUAACAAUGAAUCAUCAGAUGCCAUGGAAACUAUCUCUCAGGCAGCUGUAGAUGAGAGCUUACCUGUGGAACAGCCCAAAGUAGAUGCAGUAGAUGAGAAUUCAUCUGAAGAACAACCAAAAGUGGAGACUGCCACCGUCAAAGACACAGAAAUGGAUACAACUGCUGCAGAUCCUGACCAUGAGAAGAAAUUGGUUCGUGGCCGAAGGGUAAAAACAGUGGAAUCUAAAGAAGCUGAGGACAAAGAAGAGGCAACAGAACAUUCUGGUUGUCGCUCCUGCUCCAGUCAGAGCAAGAAGAGGGAAGAAAACCGAGGCCACUGCUCCAUCCAAUGUUAGACAAACAACAAGGAACAGAAGCAAAGAUGUUGAGCUGACAAUGGAAGAAAGUGUCCUUCAACCUCCUAAAGCUGCCCCUAAGCCUCGAAGAGGAAGAAAUGCCAAAAAAGCCUCGGAAGAUCAAGCUGAAGAGGUUGCUACUGAGACAGAAAUCGAGCCAGAAGCUAAGAGCGAACAGAUCCCCCUAGUUGAUGUCGACCACAGAGUAAAUGACCAUGUAGCACCCCAGGAGAAGGCUGUUUCAAAGCCCAGGCGAGGGAGAAAACCUAAACAAGAAUCUGAACCAUCUCAAUCAAUGCCAGAGCAGCGAGAUGUGCCUUGUGCUCAGAGUGACGAUGUUCCCCAUGCUGACAUGGCUAAAGAUACAAAUGAAGUCUGCAGUGACCAGCUGAAGUUUGUGCCCAGUGGAAAUGAUGAAAAUAAAACCGUAGAUGCCAUGGAGACUUUUCCCCAGGCACCUGUAACUGAGAGUUUACCUGAAGUGGACACAGAAACAGAUGCAGUUGUUGUUCAGAAGAAAUCUGUUCGAGGCCGAAAGGCUAAAGUGGCUGAAUCUAAAGCAGCUAAGGAUAACCAGGAGGCAGCAGACCAUUCUGAAGAUCCUGUUCUCCCUGCUCCAGUCAGAGGAAGAAGAGGGAAGAAAACUGAAGCUCCUGCACCACCUGCUGUUAGACAAACAACAAGAACCAGAAAUGCAAAGUCUGAUGAAAAACCUGAAGUGGUACCUGAGAAAUCAGUGGAAAUGCAACCAAUUACUGAGAUUUCUACUGAAGCUGUGAAUGACCAGACCUCUCCGAUAAAUACCAGUCAAGAAGAAAAUGACUCUGCACCCCCUGCAGAGGAAGCUGUCGUGAAGCCUGUUAGAGGGAGAAGAACUAAACAAACACCUGUUGAGCCACCUCAGGCAGAUUCUCAACCUGAACAGCCCAUUCCUGUUGUUGGAAAACCCAGAAGAGGGAGAAAGACAAAAACUGAUAUUGUUGAACAAAAUGAGGUUGCAGAAGACACAGAGCCCAAACUGCAGUCUCAACCUCCAGUCAGGGCCAAGAGGGGAAGAAACACCAAACCGGAAGAAGAAAAGCAAGAGAAUGAUGGUGAGACUGCUUCAGGUGAGAUUCCUGAAUCCCGGGGGCCAGUUAAAAAAUCAAGGAGAACCAGGAAGGCUGAGGAAGACGAUGUAGAACCAAGAGAAGAAAUCCAAACAUCUGAGGUGAUUGUCCCAGAGGCGGCUGUUGCUGAACCAGUGAAGAUGAAUGAACAGGCUGCUGUGGCAAAACCCAGGAGAGGGGGGCGAAAAGCAAAACAAGACCCUGAGAGUGAAACUCCUGUUGAGUCCAUCCGAGGUCCAAGAGGUCCCUGCUGCCAGCUCCACAGACAAACCCAAACGGGGCAGGAGAGGAAAACAGGUUACUGAGGAGGUUAGCAUCUCUGCCGAAGUACCAGAAGCAAAACCUGACCACCAGCCAGAGGCUGAAGAGGAGAAAAAUGCUGAGCCAGAUGCUCCAGUCAUUAAACACAGCAGGGGAAGGGGGGUGAAGACUUCUGUGAAAACUGACAUUUCACAGGCCGUCCCUGCCAAGAGAGCACGUCGAGGUGCUGCUCUUCCCCUUGAGGAGAGCAGUACAGAAUCCACAGUCCUGGUUUCAGAGUCUGCUCUGACAGUAGAGCCACCUAAAAGGGGGAGGCGGGCAGCAGCAAAGCCCACAACAGAUGAGCCCACAGUGAGCAGUGACCAGGCAGAUCCCUCUCAAGAUUUAAGCAGUGCUGUUGUAGAAGACACAAAAAUGUCCAAAAGAUCUGUCAGGUGGAAAUCGGAGUUGGAAGUCUUUCAGAUCCCAAAAGCAACACCUGUAAAGGCCGUUCGAGGCAGGAAGUCAAAACUUGGAAACCAGGUUGAAGCUGAAAGCAAAAACGAUGCCAACAAAACUGAAGAGAAGGAUCUCUCAGAUGAAGUUGUUGAAGCUCAGCCCGUCAAGAAGGCCAGGCGAGGGGCGAAGGUCGCUGAUGAAGCAGAGUCUUCAAGUAAAGUGGACCCCAAGAAAGAUGCUGAAGCUGAGACUCAGCCAAAAACUCGAAGAGGAAGAUCAGCAAAGAAAUAAAAGCAUUUGUAUAUAGUCAUAACCACAAUGAUUUUUUUCCUUUUAAACUUUUUGUACCUGUCAUAUUUUAGAUUAGAAGGCAUUUUAGACUAGUUUUAUUGACUGAAAAUGAAGCACUGCUUUUUUUUGUUUUUUUUCCAAGACAGCAGGGAAUUUUGUUUUAACCAUUUAUUUUGUGACAAGUUGUAUGUUCAUUACUGAUUUUGCAAAUAUUUUUAUGGUGGAAAAAAGCGGUUAUUAAAUUUUUUUGUAUAAUGGAAAAAA
Messenger RNA from Lates calcarifer (barramundi perch), 6582 nucleotides. RefSeq names its product marker of proliferation Ki-67 (gene mki67). The record is from RefSeq and is a predicted model, not a curated record. Gene Ontology annotation, biological process: regulation of chromosome segregation; regulation of mitotic nuclear division. Gene Ontology annotation, cellular component: chromosome; nucleus. NCBI's taxonomy places the organism in Eukaryota, Metazoa, Chordata, Actinopteri, Centropomidae. Gene Ontology annotation, molecular function: protein binding.